GGCGGCGGACAGGGAGGGUCCCUAGCCGGUGCCGCCCCGGCUCCCUCCGUCCCUCCCUGCCGCCGGGCCGUAACGCUUUGUGCUCUUGAGCGCUCUUAGUUGUCGACCGAGGACUUAACAGGCGUCGAGUGCCGUGGAUGACCAGGAAGGCGUCCGGCCCGUCUGGGUGAGCCAUGGCGUACCAGCUGUACAGAAACACCACGCUGGGGAACAGUCUUCAGGAGAGUCUGGAUGAGCUCAUACAGUCACAGCAAAUCACGCCUCAGCUGGCCCUUCAGGUGCUACUUCAGUUUGAUAAAGCUAUAAAUUCGGCCCUGGCACAACGAGUCAGGAACAGAGUCAAUUUCAGGGGGUCUCUGAAUACAUACAGGUUCUGUGACAACGUAUGGACAUUUGUACUGAACGAUGUUGAAUUUAGGGAGGUCACUGAACUUGUCAAAGUGGAUAAAGUGAAAAUUGUAGCAUGUGAUGGAAAAAGUAAACACUGGUUCCAAUACUGCAGAAUGAAUAGAACUGUGGUUUGUCUGCAAUAUUUUUCUGUUAAUAUGCAGCACUUUCUGAAGAGAAGCAUGGAAAGGGACUGUGUUCAUACUUAAUUCUUGUGUUGCAGAUGUGAGUUAAUUCAUAGUAGAAAGCAUCACAGAAUGACAGCGGAAGAAGUACCUGUAGCAUUUCUUCAGUUCACCUUAUAGGGCAUGAAUACAAUAUUACUUCUUUUUUUUUUUAUUACAACAGAUACUGUUGUCUUUUUUUUGUUCAAAAUAAUUUCUGUAAUAAACUUUUAUUUAAAAACUUGUGAAUGAGUGAUCAUUGGAAAGCUUUGUUUAAAACCAAUCAUUAAUUCAGUAUUUUCUCCCAAUAUUGUCUAAGUGUAUUUAGAGUAAAUGUUGCAAAUGCAGAGGUCUUUCAGUUACAGGGUUCUGAGUAUGGUUGCACUGAUUAGUAUUUCAAGAAAUCAGAACGUGGAGGGUGACAUCAACAAGAUCAUGCUGGCCAGUAUAUUUGCCUGUUACUGCAUCUUUUUAUCUAUAAAUUUUUCCAUUUGGUACCCUCUGCUAAUAAUACUUGAACCCAAGUAGUAAAGUUACUACACAGCUAAUCAAAUUGAAAUAAUGAAACUGAGUCUCAUAAGAUUGAACUAUAUUCUCAAACAAUGUUAGUGCAUCUUGUUUUAAUGUUUUUCUAAAUGUUUUUGUAUUUACUGGAAAUCAAUUUAAUUGGACACCUGGCCAACGGGAUUCUUGUGAAAAAGAAUUUUGAGAUAUCAGAUAAAUUUUGAGGUAUCGGAUGGAUAACUUUGUUCUUUUUAGACUUAGACAUUCCACUAAAUAACUCCCAAUCAAGAAACCCUUAAAACAGUUUCUUCAGUUUGAGUAUGAUAUGCUGACAGCUCAUUUGUCUGGCUUAACAGCAGUGACUGUUCCAGUGUGGUGGUAGGAGUGCUGCCUGCCUCAGCACUGUAGCCUACUACAGACCACUAGAAACUGGAAACUGUACAGAAGAAAAGUCAAGGGCUAACUGUUUUCAGAUCAGUCUAAAUACUUGGUUUGUGCCAAAACUGGAGCAUAAUUAACAUGUUGAGACCUUUCUCUACUUGUCAGUGGCCCAGUCUAUUAAUUGAAGUAAUAAAGGUUUAGUAUUUCUGACAGUGUUUUCCAGACGUAUGUUACGGUUCUCUAAUUCUACCUUUGGACAUCAAAGGAUAUGUAUUUGAGGUUUAGUUAACUUCUGCUUUCCUCACUUCAAGUGAGAAAGGAGUUCAUGAACUUGCUUGCUAGACUGUUAAAAGUUUACCAGUAAUUUUUUGUCUUGUAUCCAUACUAAAUGUCCUUUGCUGCAAACUGCAGAUUGCUAAGUAACCAUUUUUGAAAACAGAAGAACAGGCUAUUGCUCUCAGUUUGAACUGCACAGUACCUGUCGAGGUCAUUAUCUUAAAGGAUGCAAAUGUAUGUCAGUACUGUGGCUUUCUCUUUUUCUACAUCAGACUCAAUCUUCUAGGUUUGAUCAUUUUUUUUCUCCUCUUAAGAAUCAUGUGGUAAACUGAAUUUUAGCCCUUACAAGUACUAGAAGUUUGCUGUUCCUACCUCCAACUCUGCAGUUUCUUCCUGUCUCUUGCCAGAAACUUAGUCUCCAGUUCUCUGUAGCCUUUGGACUCCCUCCUAAUGCAAAUAAUUAUAUAUCUGAGUUUGUUCCAAUUAAGUGUACAUUACCAUAUUUACUAUAGCAUUUUUCCAUUAAAAACAAAUUUAAUAGAGAAGCACAAUUGUACUGAUGAUGUGAGGUUAUUGUGUGAAAUUGAUUUAUGUUUACAUUUCAUUGUUACUCUUACCAGAUUUCUCUUGUGUUUCAACAGCUGUAUACUACUACUUCAGCACUCCCAGGCUUACUGCUGCCUUUGCUGUUAAUUGAAAGUAAAAGAAAUAUUUAACUAAAAAAGAAAACAAUGUAAUGAAUAUAUAUACUAAACAAAAUUAUAAAUAAAAGAAGAAAUAAUUUUGUUGACAAAGAUGUCUGCUACUUACUGAUUUGAAUUUCACUGAUUACUGUGAGCAGGAGCCAGAAACUGUGUUUGUCAUCCAGUACAGCUUUACCAAAGAAGUAAUCAUCCCAUUGAAGCUUAAGACUUGGUCCUAUAUAAGGAAAAGGUGAUGGGGUACUUCCCUGUGUUGAUGCAUAACAGUAAUACUUUGAAUUGUAUACCUUACUUAUCUGGUGGUUGCUAUUUGGCAUGAAAACUGAGAUUUGAAUAUUGAUUUGUAAAGAACCAUUUGAAAAGGAGAUGGACGUUCUGAAAAUAAUUUAAAUACUCUGUACCCAAGUUCUACUGUACUGAAAAAACGUGCAAACACUUGUGACACUGAUGUUCUUGAUAAGCUUGUUGUUUAGCCUGAGGUGAGGGGCAAAAAGUGACAUUUGUUGUGAAAGACUUAUUGAACUUACACCUAAAACUGUUAACUGCACUUUUGUUAUACUAAGGUAUUUUAAUAUCCAGCGGAAGACAAAAAAUGUAUUAAAUGUUAUGGAUGCUUCUGAACUGUUCUAAGAUUUUUUGUUUUCCUAAUAAUAAUGUAGUCCUAAAUGCACAACAGACAUUAAAGCUUUUUGGAGCAAAAAUGGUUGGGGGCAGACAGCAACCUGUUCCUGGGCACAAUGAUAAUAAAGGGACCGCAUGCAGAGGGAAUCUGUGUAACUGUGUGAAAGGCUAGAAAGCAUGCACAAAUGGGCAGUAAGGGAAUGUUUUAGGUGAAACAGCAAACAAAUGAGUAGAACCAAGCAGGCAGUAGUAACAUGUGUCUGUGAUCUAGACACUACUUUCCUCUCUCAAGCUGGAAGUCUGAGAAGGCCUUUCAUACAAAACAACAGGAGAGAAGUUACCAAACAAAUAAAAAUCGAAGAAAGGCAAACGUGUACCCUGAGUCUUGUAUUGCUGCUGCUUGGGAAAUUAAUGGUGGUAUUAGAAACUUUAUUUCACAUCUGGUUAAUGUUUUAAUAUAACU
Athene cunicularia (burrowing owl) is the source of this 3497-nucleotide messenger RNA. RefSeq names its product general transcription factor IIA subunit 2 (gene GTF2A2). Gene Ontology annotation, biological process: RNA polymerase II preinitiation complex assembly; transcription initiation at RNA polymerase II promoter. The coding region runs from base 174 to 596 and encodes 140 amino acids. The transcript is spliced from 5 exons. Gene Ontology annotation, cellular component: transcription factor TFIIA complex. Gene Ontology annotation, molecular function: RNA polymerase II general transcription initiation factor activity; TBP-class protein binding. The record is from RefSeq and is a predicted model, not a curated record. Lineage: Eukaryota; Metazoa; Chordata; Aves; Strigiformes; Strigidae.